UUGAACCCUGUUGCUGCGUCCUUGAAGCGGAAGUCAUAAACUUGUUACAUUCUAUACAGAAAGUAGCAAGGAAGAUGAACGUUGCUACUGAUUCCAGCAGUCUUCACACGGCUGUAAAACCUAUGGCUGUGUGUGCAGUGUUGUCAGUGAAACCCACUAGGGCGCUGGUUGACGAAAAGUGGCAGAUAGUUGCCAACAAUUUGAAGCCAAACCAAGAGGUGACACUUUACUCCAUUCACCAAACUGAGGAUAAAGACUGCUGGGAGGCGUAUGGACACUACAUCAGCGACGAACAUGGAACAGUUUCUGUCUCGAAAGAUGCGAGCUCAGGUGGGACGUAUACCGGAGUUGAACCCAUGGGACUGCUGUGGAGCAUGCACCCUGUUCCUGGUAGCAGACACGGACUCCGGAUGAGAAAGAAAGAUGUCACGUCUCCGAUGCUGGUGAGUGUCUCUGUCUUCAGUGGUCACUUGGCUCAAGGCUUCUCUGAAAAGGACGCCCUAGCAACGGUUGUCACGGAGAGGUGGUACCUGGCACCAGGAGUACAGCGAGUGGACAUCAGUGAACGAGGGGUUAAAGGCACCUUCUUCAUACCACCAGGUCCGGGGCCCUUCCCUGCGGUGCUGGACAUGUGGGGAGGUGGAGGGGGGCUGGUGGAGUACCGAGCAGCUCUGUUUGCAUCGCACGGCUUCCUCACCAUGGCACUAGAGUACCUCUCUGCCGACGAGCAACGCAGCUAUGAUGUCGGCACAGAAUACUUUGAGAAAUCCUAUGACCUCCUGCAGUCGCACCCUAGGGCGUCCCCUGGGAGGGUGGCCGUGCUGGGGCUGUCAUUCGGGGCGGCCGUCACCUUCACACUGGCAGCAUACUCCAAGACUGUAAAGCCCCAAUGUUGUAUAUGUAUCAGUGGCACCCACGUUUUCCCCCUCAACGAGUCGCCUGGAGAGGUGGAGAAGCGCAUGAAACGGAACACUUCCAAAGCCUACUAUGAUGAGAACCAUCAUGUGGUUUCCAAGCAUACCAUUCUGCCCAUUCCAGCUACACUAGAAGAUAAAGUAGAUGUGGGUCAGAUCAAGUGUCCUCUACUCAUAGUGGCUGGUCAGGAUGACCAAAACUGGGCUGCCGUGGAGUCUGCUGAAGAUAUUCAGCAGAUGAUGGACUUGGCUGGUAAUGGCCACCUGCUGACGGUGUUGUCGUAUCCAGACGCAGGUCACCUGAUCGAGCCUCCAUACACGCCACAUGUCCGCUUCAGCAACUUCAUCAACCGAUCAAACGGGCAGAAAGUGUUGAUGCUGUGGGGCGGUCACCCUGAAGCUCAUGCAGUCGCCCAGGAAGACUCUUGGACCAAGAUCCUCCACUUCCUCCACACACACCUUUACAAGGACACAAUACCUGCUGCCAGACUGUAGCG
Engraulis encrasicolus (European anchovy) is the source of this 1411-nucleotide messenger RNA. Its product is annotated as peroxisomal succinyl-coenzyme A thioesterase-like. The record is from RefSeq and is a predicted model, not a curated record. Gene Ontology annotation, biological process: acyl-CoA metabolic process; fatty acid metabolic process. Gene Ontology annotation, molecular function: fatty acyl-CoA hydrolase activity. The coding region runs from base 75 to 1409 and encodes 444 amino acids. The transcript is spliced from 10 exons. Lineage: Eukaryota; Metazoa; Chordata; Actinopteri; Clupeiformes; Engraulidae.